UGGGCCCGCUUGCUGGAGGGGUAUAUAAGCCCCCCGAGAUGAACGUAUAACGCGGCUUCACAGUGUCUUCUCUUUCUUGAUCAUCCAAACCUCAACCGUCUCAAGAUGGCACCAAAGAAGGCAAAGAGGAGGGCAGCAGCAGGAGAUGGUGGCUCCUCCAAUGUGUUCUCCAUGUUUGAGCAGAGCCAGAUUCAGGAGUACAAGGAGGCUUUCACAAUCAUUGACCAGAACAGAGACGGUAUCAUCAGCAAAGAUGACUUGAGGGACGUGCUGGCAUCAAUGGGCCAGUUGAACGUGAAGAAUGAGGAGCUGGAGGCCAUGAUCAAGGAGGCCAGCGGCCCCAUCAACUUCACCGUCUUCCUCACCAUGUUCGGCGAGAAGCUGAAGGGUGCUGAUCCCGAGGACGUUAUUCUUAGCGCCUUCAAGGUCCUGGACCCCGAGGCCACCGGCUCCAUCAAGAAGGAAUUCCUCGAGGAGCUUCUGACCACUCAGUGUGACAGGUUCACCCCUGAGGAGAUCAAGAACAUGUGGGCCGCCUUCCCCCCAGAUGUCGCCGGCAACGUAGACUACAAGAACAUCUGCUACGUCAUCACACACGGAGAAGAGAAGGAGGAGUAAAGAGAAAGAAGACAAAGAAAGACAUCAAAUCCCUUUUGCUAUUCUGUCUUCCCCCCUCUGCCCUUCUCUUCCCCCCCACCCCCCC
Messenger RNA from Scomber scombrus (Atlantic mackerel), 703 nucleotides. RefSeq names its product myosin light chain, phosphorylatable, fast skeletal muscle a (gene mylpfa). The record is from RefSeq and is a predicted model, not a curated record. NCBI's taxonomy places the organism in Eukaryota, Metazoa, Chordata, Actinopteri, Scombriformes, Scombridae. The transcript has 7 exons. Bases 106 to 618 code for a protein of 170 amino acids. Gene Ontology annotation, molecular function: calcium ion binding. Gene Ontology annotation, cellular component: cytoplasm. Gene Ontology annotation, biological process: skeletal muscle tissue development.